Molecule: messenger RNA, 567 nt
Organism: Coprinopsis cinerea okayama7#130
Lineage: Eukaryota; Fungi; Basidiomycota; Agaricomycetes; Agaricales; Psathyrellaceae
Exons: 2
Coding region: 1-567 (188 amino acids)
Source: RefSeq, a predicted model, not a curated record
AUGUCAAACGAUCCAGGCGAGACGAGCUUAUUCGUCGUCAUUCCCCUAGGUAACACUGGAGCUCCGUCUGCUAACGAAGGUGUCAUUCUGGAUAGGACGAAUGUCCUGGCACGCCGAUCCUCAACAUCAUACCGUGCAGCACUCCGAGUCCUCUCCGCUUUCUUUGGCCUCCUUAUCAUUGAUGAAUCAGGCAAGCGAGCCUACAGAACGCCCUUUGAACCAGCCUAUCAUGACGCUUUCUUGCUAAUCCAUCUGCAAAUCGAGCAACACAAACUGCGAACGUCCACCAUUCUCCCUAUACAGCACCUAUCAGUGCGCAACCCCAACCCUUACUCGCUCCAAGCUGCCAUAUUCCAACAACUAAACUCAAAAAUCUCCGCCGGAUUCUUUCUUAUUGUCUGCGAUUUAAACCUCAGCAAGCAGUCUUCAAUCUUCAAGACCCUACUUUCGCACAAUACGUGGAAGCACGUUUCCCAAGUGCACCUCCUUCGCUCGAGCAUCAACUCCAAGUUGGAGAUCUCCCACUCCCAUUGGCUUCGAUGUGUCAAUGUAGAACAAUGUAUAUAA